CAGCGAGCCGAGUCCCCCUGGGGACUCGCCCAGCUUGGACUCCCUGGAGUCUUUCUCCAACCUGCAUUCUUUCCCCAGUAGCUCUGAGUUCAAUAGUGAAGAGGGAGCGGAGACCAGGGUCCCCGAAGACGUGGAGGAGGGCGCGGCGGGGCCGCCCAGGGCUGCACCGCUGUGCAAAGAGGAGGAGGAGGAGGACCCGGCUCAGGUGCUAGUGGCCUCCAAAGAACGCUUUCCGGGACAGUCAGUGUAUCACAUCAAAUGGAUCCAGUGGAAAGAUGAGAACACGCCCAUCAUCACCCAGAAUGAGAAUGGCCCCUGCCCUUUGCUGGCCAUCCUCAAUGUUUUGCUUCUAGCCUGGAAGGUGAAACUUCCACCAAUGAUGGAAAUCAUAACUGCAGAACAGCUGAUGGAAUAUUUAGGCGACUACAUGCUUGAGGCAAAGCCAAAAGAAAUUUCAGAAAUUCAACGUGUAAAUUAUGAACAGAAUAUGAGUGAUGCUAUGUCGAUCUUGCACAAACUACAGACAGGCCUGGAUGUGAAUGUCAGGUUCACUGGGGUGCGAGUGUUCGAGUACACACCAGAGUGCAUAGUCUUCGAUCUUCUAGAUAUUCCUUUGUAUCAUGGUUGGUUAGUGGACCCUCAGAUUGAUGACAUUGUAAAAGCUGUUGGCAACUGCAGCUACAACCAACUGGUGGAGAAGAUCAUCUCCUGUAAGCAGUCAGAUAACAGUCAGUUGGUUAGUGAAGGCUUUGUAGCUGAGCAGUUUCUAAACAAUACAGCCACUCAACUGACAUACCAUGGAUUGUGUGAACUGACUUCAACGGUUCAGGAAGGAGAACUCUGUGUGUUCUUUCGGAAUAACCAUUUUAGCACCAUGACAAAACACAAGGGUCAACUGUAUUUGUUGGUAACAGACCAGGGGUUUCUUACUGAAGAAAAGGUUGUCUGGGAAAGCCUGCACAAUGUAGAUGGUGAUGGAAAUUUUUGUGACUCAGAAUUCCAUCUUCGACCUCCUUCAGAUCCUGAGACUGUGUACAAAGGUCAACAAGACCAAAUAGAUCAGGACUACCUUAUGGCACUGUCACUGCAACAAGAACAGCAGAGCCAAGAGAUCAACUGGGAGCAAAUCCCAGAAGGAAUCAGUGACCUGGAGCUGGCAAAGAAACUCCAAGAGGAGGAGGACAGACGAGCCUCUCAGUACUAUCAGGAGCAGGAGCAGGCGCAGGUGGCUGUGGCUGCUACCACCACUUCCACACAGAUCCAGCAGAGCCAGCCAGCACAACAAGCUUCUCCAUCAAGUGUAAAACAGCCUGGAAAUAUUGAACGGAAACGCAAGGAACCUCGGGAAAAAGAGAAAGAGAAAGAAAAGGAAAAAAAUAGCUGUGUGAUUUUGUAGGAAAUGCUGGCAUCUGUGGGAACCACCUAUGCAGAUGACGAUGACGGAAAGGAAGACCCAGUACCUACCGUCUGUGCCUGAUCUCCCAAUGGAUUUUGCUCUUGUUUUCCAGGUUACUUUGUUACAAUCAACUUUUUUAAGUUACACAAUAUACUCUUUAUGAGCUGGAGUUUUAUGUUACAAGUUGGAACUGUUGUGUGUUGUCACUUGUAGCCAAAUAAGUAUAUCACUUCUAUUUUGUGUUUAGUGACAUGGCAACUCCAAUCAGUAAGCUACUGUGUUGUCUGACAAUGGAUGGAGGUCACUGAGUGAGUCCGAUCCUUCUCAAGAUGUAAUUAUUAGCACAACUGUUUCUGAAACAUUUAUGUUAAAUUAUGUUCUAAUACAUAAAAAAUGAGGAGUUUAAUAUAGGGAGUGAGAAAAAGCAGGAAUAAAUGACCCUUCAUUGUACAUUGAACUGGUUCAGCCCUUGGACAGCUUUACCUUUCUUUAGUAAUGUACAUUUUAGUUAUUAUCUUGAGAACUGAUAAUGGAGCUUGGAUCCAAUUUAGAUAGAAAAACUAUUUUUUAUUUUCCAAUAGCAAAAAAACAAAAAAAUUACAUGACACUAAUACGUAUAACCUAUCCAAAUCACAUACUGACUUGUAGUGUUGUGAGAUUCUGACGAAUUUUAACACCUUUAGGUAACCUGAAUGGUGUUUGUUUGUUAAGGAUGUAAUAUGUGAGUGAGGAGGAUACCACACUCAUGUUCAGCCUUGUAAAUAUGAUGGCAGAGAAGAGCAGAGUUCACUGUCUACCUUUUUCUAGAAUUGCCUUGAACCUUAAAUCAUGUUUAUUGCUAGAAAAUUAAGCAUAGUUAUUUAAACCAAUAAAAAGCACAUUUCUGAAGGAGAGUUAAUCUCUUGACUCUAGUGAAAAUAAUAAAAUUCUGAGCAUAGCAGGAAUCUGAAGGAAUUUAUGUAAAAGCAAUCAAAUUUUUUAACUUAUGAGAACCAAAUAAACCUAAGACAUCUUCUAUCAUUUAUAGGCUUCUAAAAGAAUAUUUACUCAGCUUUGUGAUGAGGCAGCACAUAUUGUAUUUCUAGAUCAAGUUUGGAAAACUAUCCUUAACAGUCCUUUUUAUAUACUUUGUAUUUAAAGUUUGUUUCAGUCAUUUUUAAAGAUUAUUGCUGGUGCAGAUAGCUGUGUGAUUUGCCCUAAGCCUCAGUAAACUUGUUUAUUCAGGAACAUCACAAAUUGAACGUCCAGUCAGAGAAUAUUUCUUGUGGUCUGGAGGCAAUGAAAGACUACCAAAAACAAAACUAAACAAAAAGAAAACAAAAAAAGUAGUCCAGAGUUUCUUGAGACAAUUGUCAUUAACAUUCUCCAUGAUCCCAACCAGCUGUAGGAUGAAUCUGUAUGUAAAAAGUAGAGUUUUCUUUAUGAAAAGUAUUAUUCUAAGGAAAAAAUUCAGGGCUAUGUGUCCUUCUAUAUUACAUGUCUAUUUAUGUUCUUUGUUAUUUCUUCAGAUUUCCUAUGCUACAUGGGAACCAAUCAGAGAACCUGCCAGUGUAUAAAAUUUGUGUAUAAAAUACUUGGUAAGUCUCUUGAUUCCAACCUAGAGUGAGUGUGAAUUGUCAGAGCUCAGACCCCUUUGGGUGGACUGGCCUCAGCAUAAACACCCAUGAUAGAUAGUACCCUGGUGAUUAAAGGAGAAAGCUCAAACCUCAGGGUUUGCUUUUCCCAGAACAGUCUAUUAUUUUAAUUUAGAAAAUUACCUUGAGUAAUUUUAAAAAAAUUUAUGAGGCAUAUUUUUCCAUAGUUAUAUACAAUAUCUAUUUAUUGCCCUUGAAGAACCUAUAUAUAAAAAUUAUGUUGUUUUUUACUAUCUUAAUUUGUUCCAAAGAUAAUACUGCCAUACUGCAUUCCCUCUAGAAGAAAUAAAGAACAAAACAAAACAAACACAACUCACUCAAAACCAGCAUCGCUGCUAUCAGAUAAGUCGAUGUCAGUGUGCCCUUAUGACAAGCAAUGUGUUGUGUUUGUUAAUCCAGUCUUGUCUUAUGUCAUAUUUGCAAAUUGGGCUUGGCUACAUUCCUGGAAUUGUUUGAUAUGACAACAGUCAUAAUAAGAUAUUUGUUUUGAUUACUGUGUGGGAAAUUAAAUGUUUGACUCUAUUAAAACAAAUUUCUGAGAUGCUUUCCAGUCCUCAAAGGCUGUCAAGGAUCUAAACUGCUGUGUGCUUAUUUCCUAUGCUUUGCUCAAGGUAGCAAGUGAUAGAUAUUAAGGCAUAUCGUUGCUUAUUUGGGUACAUAGGACUUUGAAAAUGGUAUUUUGAGGGAUUUUUCCCCUCACAAUACUUUGUAAUACUUGAAAUUGUUAUAUAUCUUGCUAACAGACAUUAGAAUCUAAACAUUUUGGAGCUUAAUGUUUCUAGGCUAAAUUCCAGGCACAUUUGCUUCAUGUACCAUUCAGCAUGAGAGCUGGCAGAAGGCAGGUGGAGAAGCAGAUAUGAUCCCUGGCUUUUCUCUUGCUUUCAAAGUAUAGUCUUAAGAUUAGUGGUCAGUCUUUAUUAAUGUGUACUUCUUCAUGAGUAACUCCAUUGUAUCAACAGUGCUAUGACUUGUACUAGUUUAUCAAUACCUAGAAGCAUGUGUGUUUGUGUUUCUGAAGCAGGUUUCCAUGACUUCUGUUUGAGUCUCAAAACAAAGGUUCCUAUCAAAUUUAAAAGUUGUCAUUUAAAAAAAUACACACACACACACACACACACACACACACACACACACACACACCAGGUCUAGGAGUGUAACCCAGUGGUAGAGCAUUUUCCUGGAAUGCUCAAGACCCUGGUUCAAUCCGUAGAACAUGCAUAUAUGUGUAUAGACACACUGAGAAGUAUGGUAUAAAGCAGUUUAUUAUGGCAUUGGCUUUAUGCCCAACCAAUGUUCAUCAGCAGAGUAACUUCCUCCAUGUUCUAAGGUAAGGCUAGGAUUUGAGCAAGACAGAGGCUUAAGUUUGGGAUUAGGGUUAUAUCUAUCUUGUUUUUGUUACCUCACUUUUCUUUAGUUUGAUAGUUUUUCUCAUAUUACGUUUUGAAUGCUUCCUCAUGCUCCUUGAUCUUGGCUUACCUAAGCAAGUUAAUAUCAGAUAUAGGUUGACUAAACUCAUGUUGGCCAUUCUGUACUCACACAAAAGCUUCAUAGCAUUUUUUCUGUGAAUCAUAAACUCAGUGCAGACCUUGAGGACCGGAGGGCAGAUGGGAGGAAAAGUUACGACUCAUGAUCAUUGUCUGUGUUAGCAUGUGAACAGAUGGAUGUCUGUAAAAUCCUAGCAAAUCAAGGCAAGAAUUUCUAGAAUUAUCCUUAGUCAUGCUUAAAUUUUUAGUCAUGGUCUUGCUAUGUAGCCAACUGACCUGGAAUCAACUGUUGGAACCCUGGCUACCUUCAAACUCAGAAUCCUCCUGCCUCAGUUUCUCACUGCCAUGAUUACAGGAAUAUGACAUCAUACCCAGCUUGUUUAAACUGUUUUUCAAAAAGUAAACAGCAAACUGGUUGCAUUUUGCUUUGCUUUCUUAUCCAUUGUAUCAGUUAUUUUUUUUAAUGGCAGAAAGCUUACAGAUUUGUGCUUACCACUGUCUUAGGCAUAUAAUUUAAAUUGAAAAAUUAAUGUUUGACAAAAUAAGGCAAAGAUAUUAAAAAUAGUGACUCACAGUUUAAGGAAUUAGACGUGAAAUUCUGAAUCAUUUGAUGUUUGAAACCUCUGUCUGGGCGUGGUAAUAUACACCUGUCACCCCACCUUUGGGGAGGCUGAAGGAGGAGGAUCCUGAUUUCAGGGCCAGUCUGGGCAAGUAGUAAGACCCUAUUCUCCAAAUGCAAACCUGACUUUGUUUUGUUUUGGCAAUCAUUGUGCACGUCCGUUUACUCUAUGUGGAGGGUGCUUCUCUUCCACCACUCCCCAAUGCUUGGUUCUCCUGAGUAAAUGCCACACUUUGAGCACCAAGACUUACUGAGAUCAUCACAGACACUGUACAUCCUCUAUUUUUGAAUGUGCUGACUUUCAUGACUUAAAUCAGUGUUUUUUUUCAUGCUGUUAGAAUUUGUAGAAUUAUUUCGAAUGUGGCAUCAUGGCUUUCAAAAAUAUAUUUUGUGGUUGCUUUUGUAUUCGGUAGACUAGUGUCAAGACUAGGAAUAUUUGGUGUAUAAAAUGCACUUUACAGACCUGUUCUCCAGAUAGCUUUUAGAGAUCUAAGCGUUUAAAGCCCCUUGGCCUUUCCCUCCAGAGGAAAGCAGCAUCAGGAACUGACUGUUCUCUCUGCUGCUGUCAGUGUAGACUAUUUGUUUGUGGUUUAGUGUGAAAAUGGACUCUGAUGGUGUGCAAGUCAGCUUUAGGCAGAGAGAAAUCAUAAAGGAAUGUUUGAAUCUUAAGAGUCUUUGGUUCUCUGAUAAUUUAGCCUCUUUUGUUACUGAUGCCCAACACUUUUUAAAAUGUUAAGGGGAAAAGUUAUGAAGAACUUUACUUUUCUCAGGUAACAGCUGAAAAUAACUUUUAAAAUUAAAAGCUCCCUGAAGGAAAUUAUAGAGAAGAUAAAACAGGAGGGUACCUUGCAGAAUGCUGGAAAAAUUACUUUGAAAAUCUAUCUAAAAUGUAAUUCAUGCAUGUCUUUACUUAAUCCUGGUAUCUCUGCUAUUAGGGAAUAGAGCUUAACAAAUUGAUAUAUGCAUAUAUUUUUUUACAUGUAGGAUUCUAGUUUCUAUCUUCUGAACUCAAGAAAACUAAACUGAAUAAACAGGGUAAAAAAAUCUUCAACUCUUGCCUCAAAUUCAAUGUUCCUUUGUCCUGACAAAGGUCAGUUAGACUUGUCUAGUAAGCUGGUAUCUUUUAGGGCAUGACACCCUCCCAUUAACUAGUUGAAAUACCAUGGCAGAGAUAGGAAACCCAAGCUUUGCCCCCUGGUAAAGUUAAAGAACAAAAGCCCCCUUAUUCCAGAAAGUGCCCAUUUUAGCAUGAAUUAUAAAGACUUUCUCAGCUCACAUAGUAAUUUGUCACUGGUCACCUUUUCAAUGUUCAAUCCUGCACUAUCACAUCUAGAUUAGAGGAUGCACAGUGCAGAGCCCCUUGGUAGGCAGUCCGAGCUCCUUUGGCUCUAGUAGUCAUUUCCCAGCUUUAUGUGGAAAGUCAGGGAGCUGAAAUGCCCAUUAUAAAUCAUGAACCACUGAAGACAUCCUAACAGAAAUGCCCUAGGAAGCAGCUAUAACUCAUGGAAUGAGUUUUAAGAUAAGAGAUUGGUGUUUAAUCUUUGAAAAUGUCUGAUCUGUCAGAAUGUUUGUUGCUGUUCUUUCCCACCCAUUAUUUGUAUGACAUAAUCACUGUGAAAGGAAGCAGUGUCUCUUCACUUCCCAGCUUGGUUUGUUUUUAGUGAAGCUUUGCUCUAGUACUUUUUGUUAAGACUUAUUUUCCUCAGUAAAAUGACAACUUAUUGAAGAUCCAUAUAGGGCCAGAUAAUAGAAUACUGAUGUGUGGCUGCUAAAUAAAUGACAGAAGGGAUAAUUUUCCAGGAAAGUCAUUUCCUAAUGCCAGCACAUGUAACUCUUUUCCCUUGAUAUGGGCUGCAUAAGUAGGCUGAAAUAUGGAUUUGGGAGAGCAACAAGUUAAAAGGAAUGAUGACUGAAACUGUCAUUUUAAACAGUAGUUAAGAGACAGGAUUUCUUCCCCCACUUCAGUGUGAGAUUAAUUUGCUCUGACACACGGAGCUGUGUGCUAGCUGAAAUGGGCCGUGAGAACUGACUGUGAGGACUGGGUGCCUCUACUCACCUCUCCUGUCUGUCCCAGCAUCUUUUUUACUUCUAAUAAUUCAUUCUUCUGCUUUAAAUGCAAGUGAAGAAUAACGACACAGAAGCACUGGGAUAUGUUCUUUGAAAAAAAAAAAAAAGACACCUAACAUGCGCCUACCCAUCACAGGGCUGAACUGAUUUCUAUGAAAUAAUCUUAGUGUUUUAAAUGCUAAUUAUGCUAAAAACACCUCUAAAACUUGUCUUAAAUUUCAAGUUUCACUUUUGGAAACUAUUCCUGAAAAGACAUUGAAUAUAGGUGGGAAAGUUAAAAUGUUUCUGACACAAUGAUUCAGUAUUAUUUAGUGUUUAAUCUCAAGUUCGUUGCUGUACCACAAGUGUAGUGUCAUCGUUGGAUUAAAAUGUUGGAUGUUUUUGUUAAUAUACUUAAAACUGUAACCAGUGAAUAACAUCGUAGCAUUUUUAUUAUAGAUUAUAUUUUAUUUCAAUAAACUUUGAUAUUUAGAUGGAA
This is a messenger RNA of Cricetulus griseus (Chinese hamster), 7675 nucleotides long. The record is from RefSeq and is a predicted model, not a curated record. Lineage: Eukaryota; Metazoa; Chordata; Mammalia; Rodentia; Cricetidae.